AUGGAUGACGCGGGAAAACAUGUUUGGGUUGUUGGUUCAAUUAAUGGAUUGUUUUGUCUUGCGAUUGCGGAAGCUGAAAUGUUUAUGUGGAAUCUGUCAAUUAGGAAGUUCAAGCAGUUUCCUAAUUAUAGACUUCAUACUAGUCACAUAUAUGGUUUUGUAUAUGACGAAUUUCGUGAUGAUUAUAAGUUUUUGAACGGGAAGCUAUAUUGGCCCGCUAAUGUUGCUGGACUAGAUACAUCGGUUGAUUGGGAAAGUCAUGCAGAUGUGUGGGUUAUGAAAGAGUUUGGGUCAUUGAAGAAAAUGUAUGCCAUCAAAUAUCCUGCUGAUUUUUACAAACGCUUCUUUACUUCUGGUUUUCGUCCUGUUAUUUUUCCGACACUAUGUAUGUCAAACAAAGGUGAAAUAUUGAUUCUGUCUAAAUCAACUUACCUGAUAUACAAUCCGAAGGAUGAAUCG
Solanum stenotomum is the source of this 459-nucleotide messenger RNA. RefSeq lists its product as uncharacterized. Lineage: Eukaryota; Viridiplantae; Streptophyta; Magnoliopsida; Solanales; Solanaceae. The transcript is spliced from 3 exons. The record is from RefSeq and is a predicted model, not a curated record. The annotation marks the transcript as partial.